Molecule: messenger RNA, 1627 nt
Organism: Periophthalmus magnuspinnatus
Lineage: Eukaryota; Metazoa; Chordata; Actinopteri; Gobiiformes; Gobiidae
Product: deoxyribonuclease-1-like 2
Exons: 9
Coding region: 247-1170 (307 amino acids)
Biological process (GO): DNA catabolic process
Cellular component (GO): nucleus
Molecular function (GO): DNA nuclease activity
Source: RefSeq, a predicted model, not a curated record
GAGGGCAGUAGGCGUGGCCUUGUCCAACCAGCUCUGUCACAAACCUGUCCUACGCCCAAAACCAGCGGUAAUCGAGAAACUUUGGCUAAAUAAACAAUGAACUAGAUACAGAGGAACUAUAACAGAAGUACUGCAGGUUGACAGUGUAGCUACAAACACUUGUAGUCUGCCUACCGCAAAAACAAGAGUGUAAGGGAGAUCAGCCGGGCCUAUCUGAGGAAGUGAGACCCACGGAGUUCAGAUAAAAUGUUGCGUACGUCCACUGCAUUAACCAGUUUGUUCCUGGUGGUGAUGCUGUUCCUCUCAGGCUUGGACUCAUUCAAAAUAUGCUCCUACAACAUCCCAAAGUUCAAUAAAGCCAAAUCCUCAAACUAUAGGGUCAUCCACACCCUGACACGGGUCUUCUCACGCUGUGACAUCUCACUGUUGCUGCACGUUCAAGAUCCCGCUGCAGUAAGGACACUGCUUAAAUCUCUCAACAGGUACUCAGACAGGUAUUUAGGGAAGUUCAAAUAUGAGUCUGUGUCCAGUGAAGCUUUGGGAAAAGACCCUAAAGACCUCCAGCACUACACUUUUAUCUACAGAACACAGACUGUUUCUCUCAUUGGACAACACCAACACCAGAGCUCCAACUUUGUCCGGCCACCAUUUGCUGUGCACUUCCACAGCAACACGACAUUGGAGCCAGAGUUUGUCCUGAUCCCACUGCACUCAGAACCGACCCAAGCUGUUCAGGAAAUGGACAAACUCUAUGAUGUGUUUCUCGAGGUGGUCAAAAUGUGGAACAACACGAAUGUGAUGUUCCUAGGGGACUUCCAUGCUGGCUGUGCUUACAUGACUCGCUCCGACAAAAAGGACAUUCGGCUCUUCUCCAACACCAGCUUCUCCUGGCUAAUAACAGAUCGAAUCGACACCACGGUGACCGACCAGACCCAUUGCCCCUAUGACAGAAUGGUCGUUUAUGGAACGUCUUUCCUGAAGCAGAUUAAGCCUUUCUCAGCCAAAGUCUUCAACCCCAUCAAGAAUUUUAAAAUCCAGUCGAGACGGUUGGUGGAGGUGAGCGACCACUUUCCAUUGGAGGUCGAGUUGAAGAGUUCUGUGAUGUCACUGCUGCAGACUCAAUCCCUCUACUUCCUGCUACUGAGCCUCCACUUUUUGUUAGACCUGUGACAUCCCCUGGCUUAAUACUAUGGGAGUUUCAUGAAUUUAUCAACGAGAUACAUUCAUUCUAAAAGUGUGUUUUACAACAACCAAACAAAGCAGUAGUGACUUUCUGAUUGCUGUCAAGUAAUUUACUCCCAUGCCAUACAGCCUACGAACUGUAUCCAAUGCUUUUUCAAAACAAAAAAAAGUACCUUAACCUCAUACUUUUAUACUUAUACUUACCGGUAAUCUUGUUUUUACUUGUAACUUUCUUAAUUUUUCUUCAACUUGAGUUUUAUGGCACAUCUAUUCCCAUUUCAAUAUACAAUUCAUAAAUAUUUUUGUGAUUGUUGCAUUGGUUUUUUUUUUACAAAACAUUCUCAGGAUCAAAGCAAAUGUGUUUGUUUGUGUUACACUGUACAUAUGUAUUUGACCAUCUUUUAAUGGAUUUGAUUUUAGUAAAAUAUUCUUAUUCAUUUCUCAG